GAAGGAAAUUUAAAAGCUGGAAAAGGUAGAGUAUGAAAAAAAGAAUCCGAGUAACAAGGUAUGUUAUAAUAUUGAAGGCUUUUAGAAACAGCCACGACCAGGAGUUGUAAUCAAGUAAGCAUUGCUAUUGAAAAUCACGAAUAAAAAUAUAUUGUCCUUAAAUAAUUACGAGACCAUUAAAACACGAUUAACCAUCUGAAAAGCUUAGCUAUUGACAUUACUUCUGUUGCUCACUUAGUGAUCGAUGGCAGAUCGCGCUUCAGAGGUGCAAAACAGUAUCGAUGUGGGCGAAGCUCACGUGAAUUUAGGUCAUUAUGACCAGGCUAUCGACUGUUUCAAAAAGUCGUUACAGAUGGCCACGGCAAUCCGCAACCAAUAUGGUAUAAUUCAUGCUAAUAUGUGUUUAGGAGAUGUUUACGAAAGAUUGAAGGACUAUGAAAAAGCUAUUAACUAUUUGAAAAAAAGCUUAGAAAUUAGCACUACCAUUGGUGAUACGUUUUUAAUGGCAGAAAGCAAUCGCCAGUUAGCUAAUAUUUAUUAUUCUUUAGGAAAGUGGGAAAUCGCAAUUAGCCAUUGGAAAAAAACAUUAGAAUUAGGAACAGCAAUUGACAAUCAAGAAAUAAUAGCAAAAACCAAAUACAGUUUAGGCUACUCUUACGUUCAGCUAGGAAGAAACGACGAGGCACUUUUAUGUCUCGAAGAAGCGUUAAGAAUUUUCACCGCCAUUGGCCACCAGAAAGGAAUAGCUGAAGCUAAUAUGAGUUUGGGCAUAUUUUAUCAAAGAAUGAAAAACUAUGAAAAAGCAAUUAGCUUUUUGAAAGUCAGCUUAGAAAUUAGCACGGCCAUUAGUGAUCAGUCAUUAAUGGCAGAACAGAAUAGAAAUCUAGGCGAUCUUUAUCGUUGCAUAGAAAAGUGGGAAAGCGCAAUUGACUAUUAUAAGAAAACAUUAGAAUUGGGAAAAGUAAUGGACGAUCCAGGGAAACAGCAAAUGUCAAAUGGAAUUAGGCAUUUAAUUUUCACCGCCAUUGGCGACCAGGAAGGAAUAGCUGGGAGUAAUAGCCGUUUAGGUCACAUCUAUGCUUUUUUCAGUGAAUAUGAAAAGGCAUUUGCUUACUUGAAUCGCGCUUUAAACAUAUAUAAUGCUAUUGAUGACCAAAAUGGAAUUAAAUAUGUCAGUAACGAAUUGGGCCGUGUUCACCAGAAUAAAGGUGAAUACAGCAAAGCCAUCGAAUGGCACAGAAAAUCUUUAGAGAUAGCAAAGACGGUCGAUGACCAAGCAGGUAUAGUAGAAGCCAAUUGUUAUUUGUCUUUGAUUUACCAAAGAAUGGGAGAGGAUGAAAAAGCCAUUAGCUAUAUAAAAGAAGGCUCUAUAAUCGCCAACGCUAUUAGUAAUCAGACAUUAAUUGCAAAAACCCAUUUCUAUUCAGGUAAUAUUUCUUUUAAAUCCAAAAACUGGAAAAAUGCAAUUGACCAUUAUGAGAAAGCAUCUAAAAUUUUCAUAGCAGAGGGCGAUCAAACUGCCAUAAUCACGAUCAAUGGCAACUUGGGAACUUGUUACCGUGAACUAGGAAUGUAUGACAAGGCUUUGAACUAUCACAAAGAGAGUUUAGAAUUAGCCAAAACGACUGGAAUGCCAUCAGGGAUAGCAGAAGCCAAUAGACACAUCGGUAUUAUAUAUAGACUGUUGGGUGAUCAUAAAAAAGCCAUUGAACAUAGUACAAAAGCUUUAAAAAUAAGCACUGAUAUUGACAAGCCGUUUAUGAUAAUACGUAGUUAUGAAGAACUAGCAAAUAUUUAUAAGAGUUUAGGAGAAUACAAAGUUGCAUCAUCAUAUUUAGUAAAACUUAUUAAAGUUCUUGAAGAGCAGUUCCAAAAUACGGUUCCGGAUGAAAACAAACUCUCCUUCACAAGUUUUUUCUGUAGAGCUCAUGGAGAGUUAAUGAGUUGUUUUGUUUCUCUGGGGCGCAUAGAGUCAGGAUUAUUAGUGGCUGAUCUGGGAAGAGCUAAAGAGCUCCAUUUUUCCAUUGAAAGAAAACGAAAUUAUUUAGAUGCACAAUUGUCUCAUUACGCACAAUCAAUCUGGAGCAAAAUUGAGAAAAGGGAGGAAAAUCGAGAAAUAGAGCGAAUACAGAACAUUCUUCAGGUAAAAAAUAAUGAAAUUUCAAUUGUGUUAUUUGCAUUUGAUUUCAAUGAAGGGUCUCUGAAAGUUUGGGUUUUGAAUAGCGAUGUCACCUUUAAGUGCUUACAUGAUUUAUCGAUUAUAUGGGCGUUUGUGAUAAAUUUUUCUGCAAACAGAGGUGUGAACGUUAAUCGAGAUUCUUCAUUUUUUAAACUUGAUUCACUCGCGAAUGAACAUAGUUUUGAAAGUCCCAUGAUCUCACCGCCAACCAAGCCGUGUAAAAGGGAAACGCCUGAAGACUUGCACGAAAAACAUUUGAGCGCAGAUAGUUGCAGUGAUGAAAAUAGUUUGAAAAAACUGUUCGAUUUUCUCAUUCAACCGAUAAGAGAUGCCGUCAAAGGGAAUAAGCUCAUUGUUGUUCCUCACGGGCCACUGUUUUUUGUACCAUUUUCGUGCUUGAUUGAUGAAAAUGGGAGGUAUUUAUCUCAGAGUUACAGCAUUCAAGUAACACCCUCAUUACACACUCUGACGUUGACCAAAGAACAAUCCCAGGACCUCGGGUUUGCGUUGUUUGUUGGUAAUCCAAAAGUUGGGCAUGGCACAGAUUUUAUAGCUGAUGACCUACCCAAAGCAGCUGAGGAAGUUGUAAGUCUUUCGAAGCUCUUCACAGCUAGGCCUCUCGUAAAUGCUGAAGCAAAAAAACAGGUCGUUAUCGGACUUUUAAGCGGUGCCAGUAUAAUUCACAUUGCUGCUCAUGGUGAACCGGAGAGAGGUGAAAUAAUUCUUGCUCCUGACCUAUCUGCAAAUGAACAAUCUUCUUCUCUUCCUAACCAAGAUUCCUAUGUCCUCACACAACAGGAUAUUACAAGCAUUUCAUUGCAAGCUCGCUUGGUCGUCCUAUGCUGUUGUCACACAGGCAAAGGUGAGAUUUCUCCAGAAGGUGUCAUAGGUAUAGCUCGGUCUUUUCUUGCUGCUGGAGCUCGCUCUGUUCUCGCCACACUAUGGGGCAUUGAUGAUGAUGCAACAAAGGAGUUUAUGGAAGUAUUGUACGGGGAACUGCUUCAGGAAACACCAGUUUGUGAAGCUUUAAGAAGGGCAAUGAACUUCUUUCAGCAACACGAAAGAGAAGAUUACCGCUCCUUUUCAAUUUGGGCUCCAUUUACUCUCUUUGGACAUGAUGUGAUGUUUACAAAAGUCGAGAUUGAAACGAUCAGAAAAAAAUGCAGUGAAACUCUACCCGAGUGUGGUUUUGCGUUGUUUGUUGGUAAUCCAACGUCAGACUUACCUAAAUCCACCGAAGAGGUUAAUUCUCUUUCAAGGCUUUUCAAAGCAAAGGCCUUCGUUGAGGGCGAAGCCAAGAAACAGGCUUUGCUGGGACUUUUGAGCGAGGCUAGUAUUAUCCAUAUUUCUGCACAUAUUCAACCUAAGCAAUGUGCAAUAAUGCUUUCUCCAUGUGGCUCCUCGAGUGUGGAGGAUGACAUUUUGGCACAAAAGGAUAUCCAGGGUCUUUCUCUGAAAGGUGGCUUGGUUGUUUUAUGCUUUUGUCAUGCUGACCAAGACGAAAUCUCUCCAGAAUGUGUUGAAGCUUUAGCUCUGUGUUUUCUUGCAGCCGGAACUUGUUCUGUUCUUACCACACUAAGGCACAGUGACGAUGAUGCAACAACGGAGUUUUUAAAAGCAUUUUAUAAUGAAUUACUGCAUGAAUUAUCAGUCAGGGAGGCGCUAGAGAAGACCGAAAAACUCUUUGAAAAGCGCGAUGAAGAGGCGUACCAAUCCUUUCUAGGUCGGUCUCCGUUUACAAUCUACGGAGAAGAUAUGAUGUUUCAAAAACAUGAUGUUGAAACGAUAAAAGGGAAAUCUCGCAAAACGUUUUCUGAUUUUGUUGUGUUACCACCAUUAGAUGAGCUUACUGGUUCGUUUGAAAAUCUUGAUGUACAAAAUGGAUCUUAGUAUAGGUUAUCCUUGCGUAUUUUGUAGUUUAGUUUAAGAAAAGAGUACUUACAAGUUCUGUUUGGAUCUAUAUUGGGUAGAUUUCUUAGUCUUUGCUUAUCCAAGAGAUAUUCUAGCAAUACACCCUCGAGCGUGGAUGAACACAAGAUUCACUUGAAACUAAAAAAAUGCAUGGUUCUGAUUGUAGUAAAGAGCCUAUGUGUUUAAAAAUUAUGUCUCAAUCAUUGCAUGCAAGAAGCGCCAAGUUGCGUAAAGAGUGAAAUCCACGUUGCGCUAACGUACGAGGAUCGUGUAUAAUCAUUAUAUAAUCUUGACUUGGAAAUGUUUUCGUUAAACCUUAACCGUGUAUAUAGACACAGUUUUGACAAAAUAGUAUUAACUGACAUGUAUCUGUAAUUUUUCACAACAAUUAGCAGCUAUUUUCCAGUGUUUCAUGUGCGUUAGAAAAUCAGUGAUUCCAUCACAGGCUGUUCUCCACGAAAAGAUCUUCUCGUUACGUUCCAGGCGUAAGUAUUAAUAUUCAAACUCUAAUGUUAAAUAAUAGUUUAAACCGUAAAAAUAAACCGUUCGAAAAUCGAAGAUGCUGCCAAGCUGCAUGCUACUUAUUGUGUGAAUCAUGCGACUCUGAAUUUGUUUUAAAAAAAAAUACAAAACAUUAUACCGGCCAGCGAUGUUAUUAAAACAAGCUGGU
Dendronephthya gigantea is the source of this 4760-nucleotide messenger RNA. Its product is annotated as tetratricopeptide repeat protein 28-like. NCBI's taxonomy places the organism in Eukaryota, Metazoa, Cnidaria, Anthozoa, Malacalcyonacea, Nephtheidae. The coding region runs from base 245 to 4069 and encodes 1274 amino acids. Gene Ontology annotation, molecular function: protein binding. The transcript is spliced from 2 exons. The record is from RefSeq and is a predicted model, not a curated record.